Messenger RNA from Drosophila navojoa, 331 nucleotides. RefSeq names its product protein Diedel-like. NCBI's taxonomy places the organism in Eukaryota, Metazoa, Arthropoda, Insecta, Diptera, Drosophilidae. The record is from RefSeq and is a predicted model, not a curated record.
CUGUGCCGAGGCAAUGGUCGUAAAGUACAGAGUGCGGAAUGGACCUUGCGGCGUGGUUAAUGGCCGAAGAUCGGAUGACGGCAACUGCGUCAUCAAGAUAUGCGGCGAUGGAAAGCCACUCCGGGGAACGUAUUGUGGCCGUGGUCCGUGCGACAUAGCCGGAUGCAACUGCACCGGAGGCUGCCUGCGCGGACAAUGGGAGAAAUCUAUGCUGAAUAAUACAGAAUACAGAGUGGAAAUCUUAGAAAUCGAGUGGCAGGACUUGUCGUUAUUUCGAAUGCCCUCCAAAAGUAUAUGGGAAAUUGGCAUAUCAAUAUUCAACCGGAAAUAA